CAUAAAUCAGGGCGGGCAGAGCCCCCGCCCCGCCGCCGCCGGGGGGGACCGGGCAGGGGGGGGGCAGAGCCCCGAGCCCCCAGCCCUGCGGAGCGGCCGGCAGCGGGGGGGCCGAGCCCCGAGCCCCCCGAGCCCCCGCCGCAGCCCCCACCCCGCCACCAUGCAUUCGCUGGAGGAGCCGCUGGACCUCAAGCUGAGCAUCUCCAAGCUGCGAGCCGCCCGGGAGAAGCGGGGGAUCCCUGGUCCCCGACCCCGAGCGCCCCAGCGCCCCGACGCCCCGCCGGCCGGGGAUGGCCGAGGGGGCAGCCGGGGGGGUCGCCGUGCUGUGCCGUCUCCCAGCCUCCUGACACACUCCAGGCUGGUGGAACCACGGGAUGGACGCUUCCCGGCCAUGCCGGUGGUGGAUCUCAGCCUCUCGCCCCGCUCCGGUGGGGAGUCUCCGGCCGGCAGCACCUCGCUGUCCCCCGAGCGCCAGGGCAGUGGGGACCUGCCUGGACCCCUCACCCCCCACGAUUUCCAAUCCCUGCGCUACAUCGAUGGCCUCCCCAGCUCCUUCCAGUUCUUCCUGCCGCUGGGGGCCGGGGGGGGCCUGCACCUGCCCCCCGCUGCCUUCCUGCCCCCCAGCAAGGAGAAGCGCCUGCCCCCCGAGCUGCCCCUGACCAAGCAACUCGUCUGCCGCUGGUCCAAGUGCAACCAGUUCUUUGACCUCCUACAAGACCUGGUGGACCACGUCAACGACUUCCACAUCAAACCUGAGAAGGACGCGGGGUACUGCUGCCACUGGGAGGGCUGCGCCCGCCACGGCAGGGGCUUCAAUGCCAGGUACAAGAUGUUGAUCCACAUCCGAACGCACACCAACGAGAAGCCGCAUCGCUGCCCCACCUGCAACAAGAGCUUCUCCCGCUUGGAGAACCUGAAAAUCCACAACCGCUCGCACACAGGCGAGAAGCCCUACAUCUGCCCCUACGAAGGCUGCAACAAGCGUUACUCCAACUCCAGCGACCGCUUCAAGCACACCCGCACCCACUACGUGGAGAAGCCCUACUCCUGCAAGAUGCCGGGCUGCCACAAGCGCUACACCGACCCCAGCUCCCUCCGCAAGCACAUCAAAGCCCAUGGCCAUUUCGUCUCUCCCGACCACCCGGAGAUGCUCAAGGUCCACCCGCCUCCCAAAACCCCCCUGGCUUCGGCGGAGGUGCCCUAUGUUAACGGGGCGCAGCUCGUGAUCCCCAACCCUGCCGCCCUCUUCGCUCCCCCGGGGUUGCCGGCAUUGCCAAUCCCUUUGGCGCCGGCACCGCUCGACCUCAGCGCCUUGGGCUGUGGGGCUGCCAGCGCCCUGCCCGCCCUGCCGGGCCCCAUCCUGCCCCUCAACGGUGGCCCCUUGAACUUGGCCAAGAGCCCGCUGCUGCCCUCGCCCUUCACUGCGGGGCUGGGGCUGCCGGUCAUGUCGCUGCUGGCCGGCGGGGCCAAGGCCGAGGGGCAGAAGGGCAGCGGGGCCGAAGGGUGGCCACCCAAGGUGGGCAAAGGGCCUGAGAGCCGGAAAGAGAGGGGUGAAAGGACUGAGCCGGGGCGGGCGCGGGCACCCCCGGAGAGCCUGGCGCUGCUGCCAGGGGCUGUGCUCGACCUCUCGGCCGGUGUCAGCUCGGGGGGCAGUCCUGAGGCGCUGCCACCAGGCUGGGUGCUCAUCCCCCCCGGCUCCCUGCUGCUCAAACCCGCUGCCGUCAACUGAGGGGCCCGACGA
Messenger RNA from Cuculus canorus (common cuckoo), 1741 nucleotides. It is a transcript of the gene GLIS2, whose product is annotated as GLIS family zinc finger 2. Gene Ontology annotation, molecular function: DNA-binding transcription factor activity, RNA polymerase II-specific; RNA polymerase II cis-regulatory region sequence-specific DNA binding. The coding region runs from base 161 to 1729 and encodes 522 amino acids. The transcript is spliced from 6 exons. Gene Ontology annotation, biological process: regulation of transcription by RNA polymerase II; smoothened signaling pathway. NCBI's taxonomy places the organism in Eukaryota, Metazoa, Chordata, Aves, Cuculiformes, Cuculidae. Gene Ontology annotation, cellular component: nucleus. The record is from RefSeq and is a predicted model, not a curated record.